GAUUUCCAAUCCACUUAGACUCAAAACAAACGUCACCCCUAAUUAAUCUCCCUCCUCCAUUGCUGAGAUGAAAGAUGUGGUCAAUCUGCUCAACCCUUCAACUAAUUCUGGUAAUUCCGCCAUGGAGGCACAACACCAAGCUUCUUUUUCAUCACUCUAAAUCAACCAAAUUCAACUAUUUUCCUCAACAUUGUCACAUCAUCAAAUGUAAUUUCUCCAGGGAUGACUCUCCUUCUCCUAUCCCAAACCAAAACCAGUUGGGAUAUGAUCCUUCAGAGGAGCUAUAUGGUCUUGAUGUUGAUAUGCCACCAAGGGGAAAAUCAGAUGCACUGGAAACUAGAUCUUGGUUUGGGCCCAAUGGACAGUAUAUUAAAGAACUUCCGUGCCCAAGUUGCCGAGGAAGGGGAUAUACUCCAUGCGCAGAGUGUGGAAUAGAGCGGUCUAGACAAGACUGUUCGCUUUGCAGUGGGAAGGGACUAAUGACUUGUGAACAAUGUUUGGGAGAACGUGUUAUCUGGGAAGAGUUGAUUGAUGAAAUCCCGUGGGAAAAAGCACGUUCCAUCUCUCUACUCAAAGUCAAAGAAGAUGAUGAUGUUGAUAAUUUGGAGCUAAAUCUGGAUUCAAGGAAGAAAUCAAAGCGAGUUUACCGAUCUACCCCUCCAGAAGUUGGGCUGAAAAUCAGCCGCUCCUUGAAAAGUCUCAAUGCAAAAACAGGACUGUUCAGCAACAGGAUGAAGAUCAUCCAUCGUGAUCCGGCUCUUCAUGCUCAAAGAGUAGCCGCUAUUAAGAAAGCUAAAGGAAAACCCGAGGCAAGGAAACAUACUUCUGACACUCUGAAAAUCUUCUUUAGUGAUCCUGAGAAUCGCAGGAAGAGAAGCCUUUCUAUGAAAGGGGUUAGGUUCUUCUGCAAGAACUGUGGAAAAGAAGGGCACAGGAGUUAUUACUGUCCUGAACAUAGAGAAAACACUGAAAGGAAAUUCAAAUGUGGGUUGUGUGGAGAGAAGGGCCAUAAUAGAAGAACUUGUCAAAAGCCAAAAACAAGUAAACCAAAACAAAGAAUUCUAAUGGAGUACCAUUGCCGUUUAUGUGGAAAAGUUGGUCAUAAUCGCAGGACUUGUUCUCUGAAGACUGAACUACAACAGUCAGACAGUGCCACCCAUGAAAAUGAAGGUUCUCUCAAGGUUUCAACGGUAUAUGCUCAAAAGCAUCAACAUCAAUGCAGUGUAUGUGGGAAAAGUGGUCACAAUCGCAGGACUUGUUCUUUGAAGACUGAACUACAACAGUCAGACAGUGCCAUCCAUGAAAAUGAAGGUUCUCUCAGGGUUUCAACGGUAUAUGCUCAAAAGCAUCAUCAUCAUCGAUGCAGUAUAUGCGGGAAAAGUGGUCACAAUUGCAGGACAUGUUCUCUGAAGACUGAAAGUGCCACUUUUGAAAAUAAAGGCACUCUCAUUCUCAAGGACGACUUGAAGGGAAACGUUCAUCAUCGAUGCAGUGUAUGUGGGAAAAGUGGUCACAAUUGCAGGACUUGUUCUCUGAAGACUGAAAGUGCCACUUUUGCAAACAAAGGCACUCUCAUUCUCAAGGACGACUUGAAGGGAAACGUUCAUCAUCGAUGCAGUGUAUGUAGAAAGAGUGGUCAUAAUAAGAGGACAUGUUCUGCACACUCAAUUGAAGAAUUCGACUCAGUAGAAGAAUUGGACAUGAUUUCUGGAGUUAGCCAAAAAACAAGACGGGAAUAUCACUGCAAGAUUUGUGGAGUGCUUGGCCAUAAUCGGAGGACAUGUGCUGACAGGGGAGUAGUAAACAAUGUAUGAAAUAUGAUAUCUUCUGAUUCAUUCAUGGUUUAGUCAUUUUCGUCAAAAUUCUUGUAUGACUGGAAAUUUUGCAAUGAACUUUGCCAGAUGAAAUAUAAUCUCAUAUCAUGGUGUAAAUAAUAAGCAUUUCAUACAAUUUUCUCAAU
Messenger RNA from Spinacia oleracea (spinach), 1960 nucleotides. RefSeq lists its product as uncharacterized. The transcript is spliced from 8 exons. Bases 75 to 1814 code for a protein of 579 amino acids. The record is from RefSeq and is a predicted model, not a curated record. NCBI's taxonomy places the organism in Eukaryota, Viridiplantae, Streptophyta, Magnoliopsida, Caryophyllales, Amaranthaceae. Gene Ontology annotation, molecular function: zinc ion binding; nucleic acid binding.